Effrenium voratum is the source of this 1206-nucleotide messenger RNA. Lineage: Eukaryota; Dinophyceae; Suessiales; Symbiodiniaceae. The record is from the annotation of a GenBank genome assembly.
AUGCAGCGCCAGGAGGCGGAGGGGAAGCUCAAGGCGAUCAGCGCCGAUGUGUCGAAGGUGGACGCCGAAGCCAAGCAGGCCAUGCAGCAGGCCACGGCGCUGUGCGGAAACAACAGCAGCUUGCAGGCGCUGCAGCAGGCGGAGCAGAUCUUGGCACCCCACUCCCAGGCCAUGAUCGAGGUGCAGAGAAAGCUGGCCGAGGGCCAGAGGGGUCAGCAGGGCGACGUGGCCCGGAACUUUGUGCAGUUGGCCAACCAGCUCAGGAUGACCCAGCAGUCCCUGACGCAGCUGACCACGAAGUAUCGCGACGCCAAAGCUCAGGCCGAGAAGCAGGUGAAGAUGGCCGAUGCGGAGCUACGGGAGACCAAGGCCUUUGAGGACCUACUGCCUGAAACCACUCAGAAAUGCACCAUGGCAGAGGAGGCCAUGGAGAAGGCCGUGGCCACUCACGAGACCAUCGCAGGGGCCGGGGCAGACCUGGACCAGGCGCAGAAGGCGGUGGGCGACACCGAGGUGGCGGUGAAGGAGGCGGAGAAAGCGCUGGGCGAGGCCAGAAUGGUGCUUCAAGGCAAGCUGAACUUCGCGAGGCGUUUUGAGGCGCCCAAGGUGAGGGACAACGCGAGCCAAGAGCUGAACAAGAUGAUGGCCAAGUUGCAGACCGUGCAAAGCAAGCUCAUGCCCCUGAAAACUGCCCGGCACGAGCUCGCGCAGCGCGCUGCGGCACAGAAGACGCUGAAGGAGCUCCAGGAGAAGCUGACCCCCCUGGCGCAGGACGUCCAGGCCGCCGAGAGCGCGCAGCACGCCGCGGAGGCGGAGGAGGCCACGGAGGAGCAGAAGGCGGCGGCCGAGGCGGCGACGCAGAAGGCGGGGCAUCAGCUGGAAGCGCUGUGGAAGCUGAUCGCGGCGAGGAGGCUCCGCGGCGGCGAGGUGGUGGCUAAGGAGCUGGCCCCUGUGGAACAAAGCUACAAGGAGUUAGAAGGAAAAGUGAAAGCGAUCCAGGAUAGAAAACGCCUGGGCGAAGAGCGAGUUGCGCUGGAGGUGGCCGAGAAGGAAGCGCAGGAAAGGAUUCAAGCCCUUCAAGAGGCCGCGGCGAAGGCACAGGGUCCGCCGGGCUUUGGGACGCGGAAUCCCUUUCAGGCGGAAGAAGCCGACGCCUCCGUAGUGGCUGUGGAGGAGCCACUCGUGGCCGAGCCGAGCGAGUUCUGA